Messenger RNA from Archocentrus centrarchus (flier cichlid), 2517 nucleotides. It is a transcript of the gene itprid1, whose product is annotated as ITPR interacting domain containing 1. The transcript has 6 exons. The record is from RefSeq and is a predicted model, not a curated record. NCBI's taxonomy places the organism in Eukaryota, Metazoa, Chordata, Actinopteri, Cichliformes, Cichlidae. Bases 217 to 2304 code for a protein of 695 amino acids.
UUAAUCAAGUUCAUCUCACACAUUCCGGAAAACAACAACAAUUUAUUUUUUUCCCCAGACUCUGAUGGACAAAGUUUUUCUAUCUCAACUACUGGUAGACAAAAUGAAGAGAAUGGAAGUGUCUCUGUAUUCUCUUUUCAUUUGGGUGAAGCUAAUCCAUCAGAACCAGUUUCCUCCCUUUCUUGUAAACUUUACAUCCCAGAUUGUCAGCCUGACAUGUCAUCACAAUCAAAUGAUCCAAACAAUCUGAUAGAUCCAGCUGCAGGAGGAAUUUCAGAUCUGACAGAAGAGCUUGCCACCAAACAGAAUACUACAGUCUUGCCCCAAAAGAGCAGACAGUAUUCUUACAAUGAGAAAACUGUCUCUGCACUAGCCUGUCAGAUCCAAAAUGGUACAAAUGUUAAGAUGGAUGAUAUCUCAUUGAAAACAUUUCAGAUGAAUGAAAAACAACAGAGGGAGAAUGAGAGACACAGCAGCAUUGUGCAGGCUCAAGAAGCUGUUGCUUCUCUAAAAUACACAGAAACUCCUGCUGGUCUAUCAGAAAGUUUUACAUCAGCUUCUAAAGAAGUAAACAGCCAAACAGAAAUGGAUAAACUGGUCACCUCUUGUAGUUUGCAUGAUGAAAUUUCAGCUAAAACAAAGCAGAAAGGUACUGUAAAAGUAUGUCAAAAACAAGUUAUAUGCAAAGAAAGUGAAUCACCUGGAAGUUACAUAUCUUUACAUGAUCAAGUUGCAGAGACACACAAUAGAGCUGAAGAAAACCCAAAUAAUCUCAUUGAGAUUGAGAGCUUAGAUCUGGCAUUUGAAACCUCAGUAGAUGGCUCAGAUAGUGAAAAUGUAGAUAUAGAUGCCUUUUUUCAGCAGCUUGAUACCGAAGGCCGAGUCUAUUGGGCAGAACCUAUCCAGUUGUCCAACCCAACCCCCGAAGCAUCAGGAAGCUUUGAAGCCUCAGAUGGAUCAUCUGGAGAUUCAUUUUCAUCCACACGCAAAGUUUUGCCUUUGCCUAUGUCAUCCUCAGCAAAUACAGACAGAGAGCAGACUUCAAGAGAUGCAACUGCCUCCUUGGGUGUAUCUUCCUCAUUAACUCUUGCUACAUCCACAUCCCCGUCUGCUAUCCCAAAUAUCAAACCAUCAAAUCGUUCUGUUUCUGUUCAAAUGUCUUCAUAUCUGUCUUCUCAUAUUGUCCACAGAAAGGAUGUUCCAUAUGUGACUGAGUCAAAACACACUCAUCUCCCUACCAUUCUACCUUUGGACACUUCCACUCCUUUUCGUGCUGUCCAGUCAUGGACAGACCUUCAAAUUCAGCGGAAUGCUCUAACCAAAAACUUAUCAUUUGGUUCUCUUCAUGCAAUUCCUACCAAAGCAAAUGUAUCCAUGAGUUGUCCAGGAAUGACACACAAACUAACACACCCAGAGAUCUCUUCUUCAUCUCCUUCUUUCUUUCUCUUGUCUGAUACCUGGAAAUCACAGGAGACCAUCCCUGAGAUGGCUCUAAAUUCUGAGACAGAGUCAGUAUCUGUAGAUACGGGAUUGUGGCCUGAUGAGCAAGAAGAAGAGGCGAAUAGAACUGACAAUAAAAGCGAGGGAAAACUUUGGGAGGGUAGUCAGACAGCCACCAGGGCAUGCUGCUGCUCCUGUGACCAUCACUGUACCUGCUGCAUUCACAGGAGUUACAACAAGGAAUCCACUUUGGGAAACAGUCCUUACUCUCUGGAUGAACUGGAGGAGAUGAUGCUGUGUCUGCGGCAGUUUUGCUCUGUGCUAAGUAACAUGGAGGAGCAACUCUCUGAGGAUCAGGCAGCAGUGUACAGUUGUCUCUCUGACCAGGACAGAGAGAAGGUUCGGGACCUUGAAGAGCUGAGACAUGCAGUGAAACAAGAGGCUGGUGAGCUGGAGAAGCAGUUAAAAGAACUGGCCUAUGACUAUGAUGAAAGCUUGAAAAUGAAGAUGCACAGAUUGUUGGACGAACAGUCUCUCCUCUGCUCUCAACUUAAAGUUUUUCUACCUGGAACAGUGUCCAUAUCAUCAAGCCCUAUCCCCAACAGGACAGUAGCCACUCAGUGCUGUUUGCUACCCUUGCUCCUUCCAACUGACAUACAGAGUAGCCACGUUUCUGAUUGGAAAAGCUGGAAGAAUCUGAAACCCGGACUGGGUUCCAACAGACAGUCACCUCCUGGAUCUGAGAGCAUCUGCGAGGGUCAGGGCAGUUCUACCACCAAAGCAGACAAGCUAAAUAUAGUAGGCUUCUUGCAGAGACUGAAGGAGUCGUUGCAUCAUUCUGUGAACACAGACUCAUUGGAAUGAGAGGUGCCAGGAAUGCUGCAAGAUACACACUUGUGUUUUCUCAGUCUUCGAUUCUUUUAAAGCCUUAUCAUUUGAGAUGUACAGCUUUAACGUUGACAGAGUAUUUUUUAAUGUUUUUUGUGACAUGCCCAUUUUACUGUGACAGUAAAAUGGGCCUGCUAGCAAGACCCUUAAAGCAAAGGAAAGUGAAAUGGCAUAGCAAAGAAAGUUUUG